AUGGCGACCUCGAGCUCCUUGACGCUCUCCAGCGCGACGUUUUCCAAGCUGUCGCCGCAUCCAUACCUCCUUGCCAAUCUCCAGGCCUCGGAUUCUUCCAGUCCCUCCGCCCGCACCAAUGGCCGCCUCCCGCAGCAGGCCCGACAGCCCUACAUCAACACCUCAUCGCUGUCGCAUGCCCAUGGCAGCGCCGUUGUGCGUACAGGCGACACCACGGUCAUCUGCGGUGUCCGCGGCGAGACUUUGCUCACGUCAGCUGUCCCCAACUACCGAGCACCCGACGAUUCGAGCGGCGCAACGCUGAACGAGGCUCGCGACUACGAUUUGCUGGUACCCAACAUCGAGCUGGCUACCGGUUGUGCCCCCAAUUUCCUCCCAGGAGUCCCACCUACGACCCUUGCUCAGACUUUGAGCACGCGAGUAUAUUCUCUGCUGCAUAGUUCCAAGCUGCUGAACGUCUCGGGUCUGCGCAUAUACCAGAAGGAUGGAAGCGAGCUGUCAGGUCGUCAAAGGGGCAACGAGGCAAUGGAAGAGGACGAUGAGGGCGAUUCUACAAUAACAGAGAGGGCGGUCAAGGCCCACUGGGUGCUAUACAUCGACGUUCUCUUCAUCUCAUUCGACGGCAACCCAUUUGACGCUGCAUGGGCGGCUAUCCUGGCCGCAUUGCAAGACACCAAGCUUCCCCAGGCGUACUGGGACCCCGAUCGAGAGAUGGUCCUCUGUUCACCAAAAAAGCGUCUACCGCUCACAUUGAGCGGAUUCCCCGUGGCUACUACGGCAGCGGUCUUCACUGCCAAGGAGAAGCCCAAGAAGGGCGGCGGUCAGUACUGGAUUUUGGUGGAUCCGGACCGACUGGAGGAGGGCCUUUGCGAUGAAACUGUCACCAUAGUUGUCGAUUGUCCCAAGGAAGGCACCAAGGUCUUAGGAAUCUCAAACCACGGAGGCACAGUCGUUGGCCCUGUUCUAAUGAAGGAGCUGGCAAAGGCGGCCGAGUCAAGAUGGAACGACUUUCGAAAAGCUGUUAGCUAG
This is a messenger RNA of Neoarthrinium moseri, 1029 nucleotides long. RefSeq lists its product as uncharacterized. The coding region runs from base 1 to 1029 and encodes 342 amino acids. Lineage: Eukaryota; Fungi; Ascomycota; Sordariomycetes; Amphisphaeriales; Apiosporaceae. Gene Ontology annotation, cellular component: cytoplasmic exosome (RNase complex); nuclear exosome (RNase complex). The transcript has a single exon. Gene Ontology annotation, biological process: U4 snRNA 3'-end processing; U5 snRNA 3'-end processing; exonucleolytic trimming to generate mature 3'-end of 5.8S rRNA from tricistronic rRNA transcript (SSU-rRNA, 5.8S rRNA, LSU-rRNA). The record is from RefSeq and is a predicted model, not a curated record.